AUGACUCAGCGCGCGCUUUGGAGGCCAGUCCCCAAGCUCUCGGGAAGCUUGGAUGCUUUGCGAGGUCCAGCGGUGACAGAGUUGCCAGUGGAGACAGCACUGCAGCGAUGGCGGGCAGGUGCCUUGGAGGAGGUGCGCGAUUCUGUCCUCGUCGCUGCUGCGGGUGCCGUGGGCCUCGCAGUUGUCGAGCCGGCGAAGGCCAAGACGCCCGAGACCAAACAGCAGGUCUUCGUUUGGGGUCGUCACAGUGCUAUCCCUGGUGGGUCCCAAAGCGACGUGCUGUGGCCCCAACGCAUCGAGUGGCCCGGGUUCGAGCAGAAUCCCAAGGGGUGGAAGAAAAUCGCAUUUGGCCCCGAUUUUGGGGGUGCCAUCGAUGCGCAGGGACAGCUGUACGUCUGGGGUAGCUUCGGAGCGCACUCUGUAGGUCCCGUGCGGGUGGAGAUCCAGGGUGCAGGACGAGGGCAAGGCUUAGAGGACGUUCAAUUCUCGGCCAAGAAGAUGUUCGCCCUGACGCGCCGGGGCGACGCGCUGAGCUUCGAUGACUUCCUCAACGUCCUGCAAGAGCGCGUGGCGCCCAAGGCAGCCCUUCGGAAGGCUCAAGAGAACUUGCAAAAGGCUAGCGAAGAAGAGAAAGCUCAGUUCGAAGCUGCUUUGAAGGAAGCAGAGCUGGCCGCCAGCCACGAUGUUUCCGACAGAGCGCUGAAGCUGAAGGCCAAGGUAGUGUCUGGGUUGCCCCGGGCAGGUUGGUUUGGUUGGCUGCAAGGCUACCGAGGCUGUGUGCAAUCGAUGAGCAUCGGCAUGGAGCACGGCUGCUUUGUGACGCACCAGGGGCAGUUGUACUGCGCCUUUUGGCCGCCCAGAUCGGUGGGCGGCAAUGAGUACGGCCAAUGUGGCAUGGCCCCGCCGAAGCAAAGAGGCCCCAUGGGUGCCUUAGAGGAGCGCCGGCGAGUGGAGGUAGAUCCCCCUGUGCGAGUGGAGUUUCCGCGCACGGCUGCGCCCAUCAAAAGGGUGGAGGUGGGCGGCCGCCAUACCUUUGCGCAAGAUGCCAAAGGACGCAGCUAUUCCUUCGGAGACGACCGUCGCAUCCAACUGGCAUUGGGAGACACGCGCACUGGUGGUCAAGAUGAACGCCAUGCCUAUGGUGUUUUGAAUCAGGAUGGCCCAAAGAAUGUCAAGGGCGACAUCCAACGUGCGGUGAGCUAUCGCUACUAUGAUCCUCACAUGCAGACGAAACCUGUGCAACAGGUGGCUCCUCUUGCGAUAAAUCGCCCCGAGUCCCCCCCCGCCUCAUUCUUCUCUUGCGGGGAGGAUUUCACGGUGGCAAUUUUCAGAGAUAGUCCUGAUUGGUAUGCCGCGUCGCACACCACCAACGUGGCCUUUGCCUGUGGUGAGAACGGCUCCGGGCAGUGCGGACGCAGCAUGCACCAACAACAGCAGGUCUGGUCACAGGUGCGUUUGCCAAAGCACAGCCGUGUGGAUCAGUUGCGCUGUGGCCAGGCUCAUUGUUUGGCCUUGAUGAAGGAUGGCCGACUCUUCGCCUGGGGAAGCAAUCCUCAAGGACAAGUGGGCAAUGGAAAACGCUCUUUGGUCUCGAGACCAAUUGUCAUCACCCAACGUCCUGAACUUCCAAGUGCUUUGGCACAGUUGGCAGACAACGACAUGCCCCAAACCGUGCCUUGGCCCACGAAAGACCAGAGAUGUCUGCCAUGA
Molecule: messenger RNA, 1710 nt
Organism: Cladocopium goreaui
Lineage: Eukaryota; Dinophyceae; Suessiales; Symbiodiniaceae
Source: the annotation of a GenBank genome assembly